AUGGUCCAGGCGUCCUAUAUCCCCAGUGCCACAACCAUCAUACAACCACGCGUAACAGUCCACAACACGGAGUCCACUGACUGUAUAUUUCUGUCUGUACACACUGGGUGUGCUCUCCUCUCUGUACUGCAGGUGACUUCAGAGGAGAGGCAGAUGAGCAUGUCUCCCAGUGCAGUGGAUGAUCAGUUCUCAGGGUGUCGGGCAGAGAUGUGGGAGAAGGUCAUGGGGAAGGGGGGGCUGCUGGAGCAGGAGCUACAGGGCAGCAGUGUGUUUCAGAAGGUGUGGAGCGCAGCAAGUUGCAGCGAAACCAUCCCAGGUGGCAGGCUGGAGCACACUCUGGCCAUGGAGGUGUACAGUCGCGCAAGCAGUACAUUCCGCAAAGAAUUCAAUUCAGCGGUCGAGUCCCGCGGCGCGAACAGCAGCGUCUACAGAAGCAGCUUCCCCUUCAAGUCCCUCCACUUCCUGCUGACGGAGGCGCUGCAGCUGCUGAAGCCGAAUCAGAGUCUCACCACGUACCGCGGUUCACAGCACCAAUACAAAGCGGAGGUGGGAACCGAGGUGCGAUUUGGGCGGUUCACCUCCACCAGAGAAGAACGAAGCCAUGCUGAAGAAGAUGCAGAUUCUGGGACCCUGUUCGUCAUCACCAGCCGAGCUGCAGUGAGUGUGGAGAAACCACCCUGUGCCACCAAGGAUAUCGAGUUCCUGAUCCCCCCUUUCGAGGUGUUUAAAGUGGAGAGUGUGGAGAUCAAAGAGGAUUACACAGAGAUCACUCUGAACCACACACGCUUUCACAGCUACCACGACUGUUACCUCUUCCCCAGGUGGUCAUUUACAGACAGGACGGUACAGCAGGUGACUUCAGAGGAGAGGCAGAUGAGCAUGUCUCCCAGUGCAGUGGAUGAUCGGUUCUCAGGGUGUCGGGCAGAGAUGCGGGAGAAGGUCAUGGGGAGGCGGGGGCUGCUGGAGCAGGAGCUGCAGGGCAACAGCUCGUUUCAGAAGGUGUGGAGCGCAGCAAGUUGCAGCAAACCCAUCCCAGGUGGCAGGCUGGAGCACGCUCGGGCAAUCGAGGUGUACAGUUGUGCAAGCAGUACAUUCCGCAAAGAAUUCAAUUCAGAGGUCGAGUCCCAAGGUGGGAACAGCAGCGUCUACAGCAGCAGCUUCCCCUUCAAGUCCCUCCACUUCCUGCUGACGGAGGCGCUGCAGCUGCUGAAGCCGAAUCAGAGUGUCACCACGUACCGCGAGAAGAACGAAGCCAUGCUGAAGAAGAUGCAGAUUCUGGGACCCUGUUCGUCAUCACCAGCCGAGCUGCAGUGUGUGUGGAGAAACAACCCUGCACCACCAAGGACAUCAAGUUCCUGA
Molecule: messenger RNA, 1359 nt
Organism: Megalops cyprinoides (Indo-Pacific tarpon)
Lineage: Eukaryota; Metazoa; Chordata; Actinopteri; Elopiformes; Megalopidae
Product: erythroblast NAD(P)(+)--arginine ADP-ribosyltransferase-like
Exons: 5
Coding region: 1-1359 (452 amino acids)
Molecular function (GO): NAD+ poly-ADP-ribosyltransferase activity; NAD+-protein-arginine ADP-ribosyltransferase activity
Source: RefSeq, a predicted model, not a curated record